CGUUACAAUGACGAAGGGAACGUCAAGUUUUGGAAAGCGGCGAAAUAAGACCCUCACAUUAUGCGGAAGGUGUGGGCGUAGUUCAUAUCACAUUCAAAAAUCGCAGUGUGCUCAAUGUGGGUAUCCCAGGAAGAAGAUGAGGUCUUACAACUGGUCUAUUAAGGCUAAGAGGAGGAAGACCACUAGAACCGGUAGAAUGCGCACAUUGAAAAUCGUUCGCCGCAAGUUCAAGAACGGUUUCAGAGAAGGCGUGCCAAAACCAAAGGUAGCCGUCGCUGCGAAAUAAUUGUAUGGACUUUAUACGUAAUGGAAUAAUUAAAGUUUGUAAUAAAAAAAAAAAAAAA
Molecule: messenger RNA, 344 nt
Organism: Belonocnema kinseyi
Lineage: Eukaryota; Metazoa; Arthropoda; Insecta; Hymenoptera; Cynipidae
Product: 60S ribosomal protein L37-like
Exons: 1
Coding region: 8-286 (92 amino acids)
Biological process (GO): translation
Cellular component (GO): ribosome; cytosolic large ribosomal subunit
Molecular function (GO): structural constituent of ribosome; RNA binding
Source: RefSeq, a predicted model, not a curated record